UUUCACACACAGUGACUUCCUCAAUCAACUCAAAAAUUCAACCCUCCUAUAAAUCUUCCAAAACCCCGCCUUUCUCAUAAUUUUCCUUUCUCUUCCCUCUUUGUUUUUCCCUCUCCUCUUCCUACUUUUUGUCCAUUUCCUCUCUCUACACCCUGGUAAGUCACUUUCCCGCAGUUUCCUCGGCCAUCUUUCUCUCUUUCGAUCGAGUCUCGGUAUUCAAACCAAACACAACAAAAACAACGUUCUUUGUGUAACUAGUUACAAGCAUGUGUGUGUAUAAGCUACAAUAAUAGUCUUCUUACGUCUUUGUUGGUGGCAGAGAAGGAAUAUGGCGGUGAUCUCAAGAGGACAAACGGCAGACCUCCAAAACCAUUACAAGCGAUGGAAAGAGAGAUCAGAAACCAGCCCCGAAAGGAACAGAGUUUGGACUGAACCACCCAAGCUCAAGGAGAGAAAAGUCCCUGUUGUUUACUAUUUGUCUAGGAAUGGUCAGCUCGAGCACCCCCAUUUCAUGGAGGUUCCUCUUUCUUCUCCCGAAGGACUCUAUCUCAGAGACGUCAUUAACCGAUUAAACGCGCUCCGAGGCAAAGGCAUGGCCACCAUGUACUCCUGGUCUUCAAAGCGAAGUUACAGAAAUGGAUUCGUGUGGCACGAUUUGUCGGAGAAUGACUUCAUCUACCCAGCGCAUGGGCAUGAAUACGUUCUCAAGGGCUCGGAGCUUCAUUUGGACCCGGUUUAUGAUCCCAAGGUCCUCGAAACGGCGUCGUCGCGGUGCCUGAAGCCGCCGCCGGAGCUGCAGAAAAGCUCCGGAGACGAUGACUUUCCGGCGGUCGUGAGGCGGAGGAACCAGUCCUGGAGUUCAAUCGACCUCAACGAGUACAAGGUUUACAAGGCCGAGUCGUUCGGCGAGUCCGCCGGUAAAGCCGCCGCCGAUGCGUCGACUCAGACCGACGACAAGAGAAGGCGACGGCGAGCGGCGAGGGAGGAGGAAGAGAACGAGAAGGUUCGAGAAGGAGGAGGGAAGAGUGAAGGGGAAAUCUGCGAGAAUCAGAGUACGGAGCUGAGCAGGGACGAGAUUUCGCCGCCGCCGUCGGAUUCGAGCCCGGAGACGCUGGAGUCGCUGAUGAAGGCCGACGGACGGCUGGUGCUGUGCGCCAACGGAGAGAACGAGGAGGGGCCGGAUCGGACGGCGGGGAAUUGCCCAAGUGGAAGGACGAGGGCGUCGUCGGUUCUGAUGCAGUUGAUAUCUUGCGGUUCCGUGUCGUUUAAGGACUGUGGGCCCACGUUGGUGAAGGAUCAUGGGCUGUCGCUGAUUGGGCAGUACAAGGCUCGGCUGCCACGCGGAGCAGGGAAUCAGGUGGGGGCUACGACGGAAAGGUCAAACUUUUCGGGGUCAAAAUUGGAAGACAAGGAGUAUUUUAGCGGGAGUUUGGUGGAGACAAAGAAAGAGGCGAUUCCUGCUUUGCAAAGGUCUACUUCCUACAAUGCUGAUAGGAGUUCUCAGUUGGAAUUGGCUAAAGAAGAAAUAGGAGUUCGAACAAAGUGCAUACCAAGGAAGCCAAAGGCAAUGCCAUCCAAGAAAGAGUGCAACAUCAUCACUUCUUGUGGCCAUGGAAGUAGUAGCGAAGGAGGAAGCAAAAGAUUUGACAUUCACACAUGAGUCAAAAAGAUGGAGAAAAAUGUGAAAUUUGCGGUUUGUAAUUUGUACAUUGAAAGUUGGUAUGUAGUUUGGAGCUGAAAACACAGAAGAAAGAAUGUGGUAAAGAGAGAAACGUGAACGACAACGAGAAACAUGGCAAAAUUAUGCGGUGGUUGAAUUGCAUGUCACGGCAUUAGAAGGCACGUAAACUAAGGCCGUGAUUGUGAAAAAAAGAAUGUGGCUUAGGAAUCAUAUAAAACUCUUUUUAUCUUUUUUGUCGAAACUAGGUAGCCCGUUGACUGAUAGUACAUUCUAGUUUGGCGUUUAUGAGUUGGGAUAUUUAUAUUUGGUGCCUUGGUGUUAGUGGGGGGUUGAAAUUUUGCCUUAAAUUUUUGUGAUGUAGUGGAAGAUUGUGACCAAAUGCUUUGACUUGUGAGUCAUGGAAAACGACUAUGUUCCUAGGUAUUAGAAUCCACUUUGGCUAGCCACAUCGUUUCCUAAGCACGCACGUGACUUCUAUGGGAGUCUGAUUUCUCAGAGCCGGCAUGUUAUAAAGAUUAGAGAGGUAUUUUGGUUCCUUCAAGAAAAUGCCAAAUGCCAAUUCCAUCGCUUAUUUUGCUAGUUUUGCUGGGCUAUUACGAAUGAGUAUGAAAUCUAUGGUAUCUAGUGGCGGGUUUGUAAACAAAAGUAAUUGUUAAGUGAAUAAACCUAGUUGGAUUUCACCAUGUUAACCAACUUGAAGUUCUUGGAUAAUAACCGACAUUCUGUUUAGAGUGUUCAGUGAUGAAAUUACGGGGAAAGGAGAUAAUUAUUUUUAGAGUG
Morus notabilis is the source of this 2461-nucleotide messenger RNA. RefSeq names its product protein UPSTREAM OF FLC. The coding region runs from base 329 to 1660 and encodes 443 amino acids. The record is from RefSeq and is a predicted model, not a curated record. NCBI's taxonomy places the organism in Eukaryota, Viridiplantae, Streptophyta, Magnoliopsida, Rosales, Moraceae. The transcript has 4 exons.